AUGGGUUCCAUUUGUGUUAGCCGUUGCCGCUCUGAUGUUCCACAUUCCAUCAUCGGUUUGGCGGAUGCUCUCCAGUCAAAGCGGUCUAACGCUGGUUUGGUGCUUCAGUUGGCGUGCCAAGAGCAGAAUGUUGAUCCAUUGGUACGAAAUAAAACCAUCGAUAUUUUAGCCAGGCAUAUAGACGAUGCUUUGAUGUAUCAAAGAGAGCACGGAGCCCGAAAGAAGAAUAUCUACAUUUUUGCCGUCGUUCGAGUAGGCAAAUUCUAUGGAGCCUACGUGUCGACGGUCUAUGUGUUUAUCAAAUCACUUCAUCUCUGCAAUGUGAUACUGCAAUUUCUUUUGCUGAACUCGUUCCUCGAGACGGCCGAGUAUCCGCUGUUCGGCGCCCACGUUCUCUACGACUUGUUGCUAGUGAGUGAAGGAAAUUUUUGA
Cooperia oncophora is the source of this 432-nucleotide messenger RNA. The record is from the annotation of a GenBank genome assembly. Lineage: Eukaryota; Metazoa; Nematoda; Chromadorea; Rhabditida; Trichostrongylidae.